Molecule: messenger RNA, 4057 nt
Organism: Hemicordylus capensis (graceful crag lizard)
Lineage: Eukaryota; Metazoa; Chordata; Lepidosauria; Squamata; Cordylidae
Gene: CAPZA3
Product: capping actin protein of muscle Z-line subunit alpha 3
Exons: 3
Coding region: 448-1443 (331 amino acids)
Biological process (GO): barbed-end actin filament capping; actin cytoskeleton organization
Cellular component (GO): actin cortical patch; F-actin capping protein complex
Molecular function (GO): actin filament binding
Source: RefSeq, a predicted model, not a curated record
AGCGCUCAGCGCGGCAUAGCCUGCUUAGCCGCUCGCUCGCCCGCCCGCCCAGCCGCCUGCGGCUCUUCCGCGCGUCUUCCUCGCCCGCCAGCCCACCCGCCCGCGCCCCCUCGGUCGCAACUGCCCGCGCGGCGAGGCCCCCAGCCGAGGGGAAGGCGCGCGGGCGCCUCUAUGGCGCGCACCGCCAGCACGUGGGCAGGCCGGUGGCGUCACAAUCGCUUCGCGGCCGGCCAGUCCAGACGGCCCCGCUCCCGUCCCCGAGACCCCUGAAGCUCCCCGAGAAGUCGCUCGUGCCGCACACGGCGGCGGGCCCUUCCCCUUUGCAUCUCCCUCGCUCCCCGCGCGCAGUGCAGUGGUGCCCCCCCUGCGACCCUCGAUCUCCUCCUCGCCUUCCUUCCACCGCCUUUCCAAAAAAAAAACCAACCACAAAAACCCUCCGGAGACUGUAUGGUGUUUCCCCACCCGACGCCGACCCAUUAUUUCGCGCUGCCUUCGGGAAGCAAGUCUGAAUUUGAAGAGUUCACAGAAGAGUAUGAACCAGAUGAAUUGCCUGAAAAUGUUGACUUAGCUAAGGAACAGAAAAUAAAAUUCAUCUGCAGUUUGCUACAACAGGCCCCACCAGGAGAAUUCACCAAUGUUUUUGAAGAUCUCCGUAUCUUAGUCCAGGAUGACCAGCUCAUGAGGCUGGAGGCUGCUCAAGUGUCUGCUCAACACACUAGAAACAAUUUUACAUCUGUGACACUCAAAGGGGGCAAUGCCCUAGUGACUCGAUACAAUGAUCUUGGAGGACAUCGCUUCUUUGAUCCACAGAUCAAGCUUUCUUUUAAGUUUGACCACCUGAGUGGAAGAGCUGAUAAAUUUCUGUUCCAUCAUGACACCAUCGGAGAUGAUGCCGAAUUAUGGAGAGCAACCCUCAAUGUGGCUUUAGAGUCGUAUAUGACUAAACACUUCCUUUCAGGAGACUGCCGUGUGUUCAAAAAAAACCUGACAAGCAGCCCCUUCUUUGUGGUCUGCAUUGAAGGCCACCAGUAUAAGCCUUUAGAUUUCUGGAAUGGUCUUUGGAAAUCAGAGUGGACGUUUGCCUUUACCCCACCUGCUACACAGAUCAAGGGCAACAUUCAUUUGCAGAUACACUAUUUCAAAGGAGCGAACCUCCAUUUGACAGUGAACGAAGCCAUAGAAGAAUCCAUCACCUUAAUUAACCGGGCCCAGUUUGCUUUGGAUGUUACAAAAUUAAUUGAAGCUGAAGACAACAAAUUUCAGAUUGGUUUGGUGGAAGGCCUCCAGACCCUGUCAGAAGAAAUAUGGACUGGAGCACUCCGUCGGCAGCUCCCAGUCACUCGUACUGUCAUCGAGUGGGAUAAAGUGCUGACUAGUCAGAGCACAGAGGUGCAGGCAUCUGGAAAUGAUAUACCAUUAAGUUUGCUGAAGUGUCUUUUGUGAAUGAAAUAUAGGCCAAAUAAAACAGCAAUCACUGAGUAGAUUCACUUGAUUGAUUGCCUGAUGGUCCAUGGGAAUGUUGACUCUUUCAGCACAACAAAUGCUAUCCAGGUCAGUAUUAUCCAAACUAGCAGGUUUUCAUUUACUUCUUUGUUUGCUGGGAAAUAUCAGAACCUUUUGCAAAAGAAAAGAGCUUCUUCCAUUAACAUGAUGACCAAGACUAAUACGACCAUGCCUUUAUACCACAAUGAAACGCAAAGAGACAAGAUUAGAAGACAAGAGACAAGAUGCAGAGACAAGAUUAGAGACAAGAUGCAAACAGUAGAUGCAAGGAUUUACCUGGGGCAGUUACUAGAAAAUCAGAACUGUCCCUCAUUCAAUACAUAAUAUGUACUGAACUACAGAGUAUAAUCUAAACUUAGAUGUAUGUGUGUAUGUAUGUAUGUAUGUAUGUAUGAGUGUACAGUAGAACUUUGUUAUUCGUGGUUCUGCAUAUUUGUGGGUGUCUAAUUGACACCCGUUUUCAUUAUCUGUGGAAACUAAAGUGUUAAAACCCACAUAUCCAUGGUUCCUAGAGGGCCACAAGUGAACACAGAGGUCACUUCUGGCCACCUUUUUGUCAGGAGCCAGGAAAAACCAUUUUGUGGCUCAUUUCUUUAAAAAAAACCCAAUUUCCCCAUGAUUUUUCACAGUUUGGGGGGCAUUCCAAGGAUUGGGGGACAUUCCUGGGCAUUUUUAAAUGUUCUGUUUUGAAAACUUCAGUAGAUGAUUCUAUAUGAAUGUGGUACAUCUGUGAGUAUGUACCAUGGGAGCAUGGUAUAGUAAACAGUUUUAAUAAUUUUUGCUUUUUUGCUGGUUUUUGUGUGUGUGUGUUUUCACCUUUUUAUUUAUUUAUUAUUUAAUUAAUUAAUUCAAUUGCUAUACUGCCCUUCCAAAAAUGGCUCAGGGCAGUUUACACAGAGAAAUAAUAAAUAAAUAAGAUGGAUCCCUGUCCCCAAAGGGCUCACAACCUAAAAAGAAACAUAAGAUAGACACCAGCAACAGUUACUGGAGGUACUGUGCUGAGGGUGGAUAAGGCCAGAUACUCUCCCCUUGCUAAAUAAAGUGAAUCACCACGUUAAAAGGUGCCUCUUUGCCAAGGUAGCAUGGGUAACUUGGUCCAUUCUGGAACCUAACCCCGCUUUCCCUUAGGCAUAUUGCCUUGUUACUUGCAGUUUUGUUACUCGUGGUAGUAGGCGAGAUAUGGAACCCGUGUAAUGAGGUUUGUUUGUAUGUAGGUAUGUAUAUAUAUUUGAAAAUUGUGCCCUGCCUUUCUCUGCAGACUCUGGGCAGCUAAAUAAAUUUACAAUAAUAAAACAAUUAGAAACAUAAUAAGAACAGAAUAGCAGCAGCAAUCAUAAAAAUUAUACAAAUAUUCAAAAGCAGCAUUAAAUAAAAAGAAUGUGAGAAACUAACAAAACCCAUCAACUUGUGAAGUAUGGGAAAGAAACGCUGAAAGAGGAAUGUCUUCAAAUUCUUUUUCAAAAAUGUAAAGAUCAAAAGAUUAAUUCUACUAUGAACAACAAACAGGUAUGCCACGUGUCUGAAAUUAUAAACCAGGAUCUGAAGUAUUAUUUUAAGCAAACCUAGUGAGAUUUAUUAUUUUCUUUUGAGCAGCAGAACUUACUCCUUAUCAAAACAGCUUUUGAAACUCCCCUAUUUCAUGGACAUGGAAGAUGACAUGGAGGAAACUAUUCUGAGAAACACAAGUCCAAAUCACUCUUGAAUACACAGAACUUGUUACGUGGAUCUUUGGAUCCUAACCGCAGUGCAUCAAUAACAAGGACUAUGGGACAGUAGAUGGCAUUUUGUUCUACAGAUACAAAACAAUGGUUGAUCCUAGCACACAGUGUAGAGAUUUGUUUUUUUUUUCUUUCCCCUAGCCAAAAGACAAUAGUUUUAAGGCACACAAAUCAGACUUAAGGCGCUUACAGCUUCAAAAGCUGUUGGAGCGGAGGGAUAAUUGUAAUGUAGGAAGAGAAACAGAAUUCAGAUAAAAUAGAAUAUACUUUGCAGUGCCAAAAAUUACUGGCUCUUUCUACCAUUCUGUCCACUUUUGGAACAGAGCCACUAUAUUGCCUGGGGAAAUUAAAUUCAUCCUGAUGAGGCUACUUGAGCAAAGACAUUAAUAUACCUCCACAAUGCUGAAAAAGACAUAAACUAUAUAUUAUUGAAAAAGAAAACUGGCUGCAAGCAAAUACAAAUUAUAAAUAGAUCACCAGAGCCAAAAUGUUGAUGGUAGGCUGCUUGGGUGAAGAAGCAAAUUACUUUGGUUUCUCAAAAUAUAAAGGGCCUUGAAGCUUGUGCCUUUGUGCAUUGAGACCCUCAGGAUUAAUAGGCAGCAAGGUUAAAACAGUCAAAAAACACUUAGAAGUUUUACUGUCUCCAGAAUUAUACAAUCAUAUAUCUAAAAUACUCUCCGUUUCCUCUUCGCAGAGUGCUCCCUAGUCUUCAAGUCCAGUAGUCCAGCUGAAAAUGUGAAUGGAGUAGCCAUUGGUCUGGAAUGAAGGGAUGGGUCUAUCCUAAAUAUUGUAGGGCUACACAAGGGCCCUGGCAUCCAUCUUUUGGUUGUUACCAA